Plasmodium gonderi is the source of this 597-nucleotide messenger RNA. RefSeq names its product conserved protein, unknown function. Lineage: Eukaryota; Apicomplexa; Aconoidasida; Haemosporida; Plasmodiidae. Gene Ontology annotation, cellular component: EMC complex. The coding region runs from base 1 to 597 and encodes 198 amino acids. The transcript has a single exon. The record is from RefSeq and is a predicted model, not a curated record.
AUGAACAUACUUAGUAUCAUUGUUUUUAUGAUAGUUGGUUGUUUACACUUGAUGGGAUCAUAUGAGUGUAAGGAACACUCCAUCGAAUUAAAAAAUAAUUACAUUGAAGGCACAAUUAAAGGCAAUCUGAACGUUUUGGCAGAUUGUACAAUAUAUUUAGAUUCAGAUAUUUAUAAGAAACCAAAGAUUAAUGGGCAAUUUAUUUUUACAAAUGUGAAGGAAGGGACAUACAACAUGUUUGUUAAUCACCCAUACCUUGAAUUUAACAAGUAUCAAGUAAAUGUGAAAAAAAGUGUGACUAAGAAUAAUGACAAAGUAUAUAUCGUACAAGCAUAUGAACAAAUAUCCCCAUUUGAAAAAAGCAACUUAAUGGUUACGAAUAUAGUUUUUGAAGCGAAAAAGGUGUAUGAAUUUUUAGUUCCAAAAAAGAAUUUUCAUAUAUAUAAUUUGUUUAAGAGCCCCAUUUUUUUAAUUUUCUUUUUCUUCUUAAUUUUACUUAGUGUCUUACCACAAAUGCAGAAAAUAUCCGAUUCUGCAAAUGAGGAGACACACGGACCUGCUACCUACAAAUCUAAUUUUGUGGAAUCUAUCAAAUGA